This is a messenger RNA of Pseudocercospora fijiensis CIRAD86, 856 nucleotides long. RefSeq lists its product as uncharacterized. Lineage: Eukaryota; Fungi; Ascomycota; Dothideomycetes; Mycosphaerellales; Mycosphaerellaceae. The transcript is spliced from 2 exons. The record is from RefSeq and is a predicted model, not a curated record. Bases 161 to 724 code for a protein of 187 amino acids.
AUCAAGCUCGCAUAAGAAUACUAACCGACAGACUUCCAACAUGAAGACCACCAGAAGAUCAUAAGUCAUACAAUUCCCGCGCAGUUCCUUCCUCCAUCCUCACCGAACACCCGACCUUCACGAUUCUCCCCGCGCCAACUCCACAUAUACACCAACAAACAUGACCCAACUCACCCACGAAGCCUCAGACGCCCAAUCCAUAAAAUCUCUCAUAAGCACCUUCUUCGACGCAAUCAACAACGUCGACAUCAAAGCUUUGGAGAACUGCUUCACAGACGAAAACGCGAACCUCGUAAUCCUCCGACAAGAUCCUCCACGCCAACCCUCCGCUUCAAAUUACCCGCAAUACAGAUCCGUGCCGACGACCAAAGAAAAAGAUGGAAAAGGCGAAGAGAAAAUCGAAGUCGUGAUUAGGACGAGCAUUGAGAAGUUUAUCUCCUUAAUCCGCGACGGCGAAAAGCGAAGAAGAGGGCAACCGCACCAACCAAUCUUACACGAAUCCCCGGAUUUGGACGGCACGGAUAUGAGGAUUGAUAAAUUUUUUGCACAGGUCUGGUCGCCGUUUAAGGUUACUUUUGAUGGGGUUUUACAUCAUUAUGGGAGUUUGGCGUAUACUGUUGUGAAAGUUGGGGGGAAGGAGUGGAAGAUUGAGGGGUUGACGCAGAAUUAUCGGAGGACGCCGGGGUGGGAGGUGCCGGGUGAGGGAGGGGGUGGGAAGUUGUGAGAGGGAAAGAGGGGGAUAUUUAUUGAAAUGAGGAGGUUGGGGGGAUGUGUUGGCUUGAAGGGAUUAUGAACUUCAGGCCGUUGUUGUCAUUGUCGAUGGAAGUUAGUUAUGCAAUGACAGUUUUGCAGGAUG